Molecule: messenger RNA, 1602 nt
Organism: Adineta ricciae
Lineage: Eukaryota; Metazoa; Rotifera; Eurotatoria; Adinetida; Adinetidae
Source: the annotation of a GenBank genome assembly
AUGAUUAAAAUUGUUGUUUAUUCUAGAUUAAAGAAAGAGUGCACUUUAAUGUUUUACAAACGGGUGACGAACUUAAAGUUCGACCCGACGUUUCUGCCUGUCGUUGUGACAAGUUUUACGUCUUUUCUUAUACUUUACAAGUUUAUUAAUCCAUAUUUUUCAAAAAUGCUCGUGAAUACCUUUCAAACAUUGACUGACGCACAAAAAGUCGAUUGGAGUACAAGAGUCAAUUCAUCGAUUAAUUCGUUUACAGUUGGAAUUAUUUGUGUAUAUAUGAUGUUGGCCGAUCGUGGUUUAGCUGCAAAUCCGCUUUUAUAUAAAAGCUAUUUAUUGAAAACAAAUCUGUCUUUUGUUAUCGGAUAUCUGUUGAGCGAUACGGUGAUUAGUAUUGUACAUUACAAGAAAAUUGGUGAUUCAUUCACCAUGGCUCAUCAUUUGGUUUCGAUGUAUGCUUUUGCUUAUGUUUUAACAUUGAAUGUUAUGCCAUAUUUUGCUAAUUUUCGACUACUGGCGGAACUGUCAACACCAUUGGUGAAUAUAAGAUGGUUUCUCGAUACAUUAAAGUAUCCAAAGAGUUCCAAAGCUUUCGUGCUCAACGGUGUUCUGAUGACGUUAGUUUUCUUUUUCGUUCGUAUUGUGGCAAUGCCGAUCUAUUGGUGGAAAGUGUAUACCGUUGCGAUCACACCAUUAUGGUCACACAUGGGCCAUUUUCGAUACGUUCUCAUAUACGUUUGUAUUGUUCUUGAUCUUAUUAAUUUGUAUUGGUUUUCAAAAAUGAUGAAUCCUUUAACAUGGUUCGAUCAAGGUCACGGUGGAACGUACUUAUUGACCGUCGUGAGUAUUUCUUCCAUCGUAUGCUUUGUUCUUGGUUUCAUAACCCAAAACCAUUCACAAGUGGAUAAACUUUGGAGUUUAUUACCGCCGAUAUACUGCUUAAUCGUUUUCGUAUGUUCGCCAUUCCAACCUCGAGUGUUAAUCAUGACUGUACUUGCCUGGAUGUGGGGCCUUCGUCUAUCGUAUAAUUUCGCUCGAAAAGAUGGUUAUACAUGGGCAGGAGAAGACUACCGAUGGCCAAUUUUACGCAAAAUAGUGAAUAAUCGGUUUUUAUUUGAACUAUUUAAUUUAACCUUUAUUUCUACUUUUCAAAACAUUCUUCUGUUAUUCAUUGCUUGUCCUAUCUACUACGUAGCAUCACAUCGAACCGCCCCAUUGAACGCGUGGGACUUUGUUUGUACCGGACUUUUUCUAUUCUUUUUCGCUGUGGAAGUAACAGCAGAUCAACAACAGUGGAACUUUCACGGUGAUAAGAAAGCCAAACGGCCAGGAACAAAAGAUGGUUUUCUUCAACAAGGACUCUUCAGAUAUUCUCGACAUCCAAAUUUCUUUUCGGAAAUCUGUCUUUGGUGGAUCUUUUAUGCAUUUACAUUCUCUGCGCAACCAUUUUCUUACAUCAAUUGGACAAUUUUAGGUACGAUUUCUUUAACUGCACUGAUCAACGGUUCAACAACAUUCACGGAAUCAGUUAGCGCACAAAAAUAUCCGAAAUAUAAACAAUAUCAACAGACAACAUCGAGACUCAUACCAUGGUGGCCUUCGAAAUGA